CCACCCGCACGUGGAGCGGCGCUGACGCAUCCACCACUUUAUCUAACAACAACUUUGCCCAUUCAAGCGUCAUGUGUGAAACAGUUCUCCUCGGAGCAACCAUCGACAAGUGCAGUGCUUACAGUUUUACGUCUCCGAGUGUUGUGCAGAGUGCAUGGAUUUCUCGGGAAUUUUGCUGAGCUGCAGUCUUGAGAAUAAAUAGCGAAACUCGUAAACUUUAUACCGUGCAAACAAAUUAAUCCAAAAAUUACAUACACAGGUUAAUAAUAGACAAUUUUGAGAAAUUACUCAAAAUGCCAGAACUGGGUCCAAUUAUGCGGGCGAUCGAGUUGCAGAGGAUAUUAGAAGACAAAGUCUCAGAGUGGCGCGAGAGGUCAGCGCGGGUCGCCGGCUCAAGCGUGGCCGACUCUUAUCAGCAGCCACUCAACUUCAAACGGCACACAAACAGGCGUAAAAACAGCGCAGAAAUUAACAGAAUUAUCGCAAAGUACUCCAGACCCUACAAUAGGACGGACGAGCGAUUCCCCGUGGCCGCGAAGAAGAUACCCGCCCCCUCUAAAAAGGCCCCUGCGCCUGCGAUACCCACCCCGGAGCGCCCGCCGAGACCCAAGAAACAGCUGGCCAACUUAAAAAUACUCUCAAGAAGUGAAGACAAUAUAGCUAGUGUAGUCGGUGCCAUGGAACUGCAUCCAGACCCAACAGAAAAAAACAAAUCGCGGUCCCUCUUCAGAUAUAACGCCAAGAGUUGCGAGGACAUAACCGCUUUUGUUAACGUCGAACAUAACAUAAAAAGUCAAAACUUCGAGGAAAACAGCAUACUCAAUGCAAAGCCGGUUCGGAGAAAUUCUAGGCUGAAGCUGCAUAGCAUUUGUGAGGAUAUUUCAGUCAGGAAUGACAGUGGAGUGGAAGUGAGUUUUCGGCCUGAUUUCGCUACGUCUACACCUUUAUCUCACAGAAAGAGUGGUGUAUCAAGUGAUUCUGUGUCAGUGGUCAGUUUUGAUAAGUGUGCUAAAUACAAUAGUGUUGGUGAACUGAGGAGAGGUAGUUCGGAGCCGGACAUUUUAGAUGUGAACUCUAGCAGAGAGUCGGUGGAGGCGAAGAGUACGGGCACGAAGAAGCGGUGGAAGUUGCUGAAGCCACCUUUCAGGAAAAAUGCCCUGGACUGCCUGUUGCUGUGGCGUCCCAAAAAACCUCGACCGGACAACACGACAAACAGAAUUCAAGAAGUGGACGACAGUUUCUUCGAGAAGUUCGGGUCUAUUUUGAGGCAGGCUUCACAAAGGGCUGCGUUAGAGGAGGCGACUCCAUUAGCCCCGCUCAAAGAGGCAGAAGAGCAAGAUGGAGAACAGAAAAUCGAAACGGACUUGCAGAGCGAGAGCCAGAGCUUGGCCAGAGACUCCGACAGCGGGAACGAGACCUUACUCGACACAGACUCGGAACCCGAUGAUCCGGACAAAAUAGAUCUCUACGUGGAGGCCGUCGGCUGGAAUAUUGAUGAGCUCUACCUUGAGGUAUUGUAUGAGAUUUUGCACAAUGUCGGGGGAUGUGACGUAGGGUGCGAGGUGGGUGAGCAGGCGAUGUUGUCAUACGUCCAAGAAGCUUUCAAGAUAUCGAACGAUAAACACACAGAACUGCUGACUCAGGCGGAGGCGAAGGAGCCUCCGGAACUUAUGCUGAAUGUGGAAGUCAUAGAAGCGAAAGACCUCGUGCCCAAAGACCCCAAUGGUCUCAGCGAUCCGUUCGUCACGAUAUAUCUGAUGUCAAAUUCAUCGCAUAGGUACAACACUUCGGUGAAGUCAGGAACCCUCAAUCCGUUAUGGGAGGAGCAUUUUUCUUUACCGAUGCCCGGAAACCUACACGAAGACUCGCUUUGUUUAGAAGUUUGGGACUUCGAUCCUGCUGAGACGGUGAAGGAGAAAAUGACGAAGAUAUUCGAAGUCAAAGGUGUGAAGGGUCUUCGGAAACUGAUGAAGGAGAUUGCCAUCACGGCAUCCACUGGGAAACACGACAAUGAGCUUAUCGGCACGUCAAAUAUACCGCUAAAGUCCAUCCCGGCCGGCGGCAUGACAAUGUGGUUCAACUUGAGCAAGAAGAGCAAGUUACGUCGCCAGGGAGUGGUCAAAGUGCGCCUGAACUUCUCCUCCGAGAAGAACUCGCAAGUGGCAGCACAGGAACACCGACAUCUGCUGAGGAUACUGCUGCUGCAUGAGCUGGAGAGCUCGAAGGUGGCGCCAUUCUGGUGGUGCGGCAACUUCAGCGCGCCGGCCGAAGCGAUCCUCACACAGCAUGCCGCUCAGAGCGGUCUCACGCCAACCGACAACUGUCUCGCGCAGUGGAGCGUGUUCUGCGCAGUCACACCUGACCACCCGCUCAGUUUCGCGCUGUUCAACCAGCUGUUGGAUAAGCUGACCAAGCCGUUGCAGUCUGGGCUCGUCAGUGAAGAGGAUGGAAAGCUUUUCUGGGACGGCGCCAAGAAGCUACUCCCAACCUGUUACAGCCACAUCAGGAAACUGAGGAAAAAGACUGCCGGCGACAAAACUGUGAUGAAAACGCUCAGAGAAGUGCUGAAGAUUCUGUACAAACUAUCAGUAUUGGACCAGCCAGAGACCGUCGAUUUAUUUCCUUCCACGUUGUAUGGGUGGUUGAGAGAAGGCCAAAAGUUGACCAUCCAUGAGGUGUUGAACCAAGCAGUCAUUCAAGGCGCUUCGGACUGGUUUGUUCAUAUACUGGACAAUAAUGAGUGCAAAGACAAGACGGAGGAUUCCAGGCUUCAGCAUCUUAUUAGAGUAAUACAGUUAGUGCGGUCUGAUCUGCAGCGAGCAGUCGAAUACUAUGAUAGAGUAUUUGUUGAAGUAAUGUCGUUCCCAUAUUCGAAGUCGUUGUACGGUCUAUACGAGAACAAGAUAUCAUCGUUAGUAGAGCCUGAGGUCAUACAAGUGUGCGAGAGUUUGGCUCGGGUGAAGAUUGGCUCGACCAGUAGUGUGCAUUUAGCUGGAGGGGAUAAUGGAAACAGCGAGACGGAAUCAAUGGCGAUGGGCACUACGCUCUUUGAGCUGUAUUUGACGUUGCAGAGGUUUUUAACCUUAGGACAAGGUCUAAACGAGACAGAAUGGAGUAACUACUCCAUAUCCCAGUUCCACUCAUGGUUCUUUGGAGGCGUUGCCAAGUGGCUGGAGAUAGCUGCAGAGAAAGCCAAGACCCGCGUCGAGAAAGCCGUGGAUUUGGACAACUUGGUUCAAGUGGACACCAACGUCAAGUAUAGCAGUUCAGGAGUGGACACGCUGGCUAUAUUCUACCAGAUCAAGAUAUUCUGGCAACAGCUGGCGUGGCCUGACGUGGAAGGCUGCUAUACUUUUGUAGCUAAAAUCAUUGAUGACAUCUGCCGUUGCUGCGUAACAUACGCGGACAAAAUGGAGAAGCGCGUUAGCGACAUUGGCACUGUGACCACAGUUUACGAAGAGCGCUUCGAGGUGACCACCGAGUGGUGCGUGGCCAUAAACAACAUAGAUUACGUGCGGCAGAGUUUGGAGCCGUUUGUCCAGGAGUUGGGCAUGGAGGAGAUUAUACACAAGAUGUGCGAGGCGAAAUCUCCUAUUGAGGCGCAAAGAUGUAAGCAAACGUUACAGAAUGUGAUGGCUAAUGCAAUAGACACUGUAAAUAACAAAAUUGUAGAUCUGCUACAGGAAAUGGUUAAAAGGAUGAUGCCAUCAAUAAAACGUUUCCUAGUAGAAGGGGCUGAACUGCUCCACCAAGACUGUUCCAGCAUGGACCGCGUCAUGCGCUACCUCGAAGCAAACCUCGAUACUCUUUACCAGCAUUUAAACAACGAAAACUUCUCCAGAACCUUAGAAAUCGUGUGGAAACAACUUGGCGACGUAUUGUAUGAUCUCAUCCAACUCAACAGAGAGCGCCGAAGACAAAAGAUAUCACGCUAUAUCGACCCGCGGCGCUUGAGCAAAACGGACGCCGUCCACUUAGAGCGUGCGAAACGCCGUCCACCAAGUUUCUUUUCAAAUCUCCACGAGUGUUUGAACAUUAUGAUCCAAUCGUUCCGUCAAGAUAACAAGGAGAUUGAGAAAGACGACACUUUGAAGAAGGUGGAGUAUUUGUUGAAGCUGAACGGUAUGGAGACUAGAGAACUGAUUCAUCAGUACUACCUAGAAAGGUGGCAGGAGCAACAGGCGAUCACUGAACCCAAGAUGGGCAUGUUGACUGUGAGAGCGCAGUUCAUUGAGGAUAAUUUGAAAAUUGAGAUCAUGAACGCGAGGAAUUUAACGCCUGCGGAUUCUAAUGGUCUCUGCGAUUCCUACGUCCGAGUUUCCUUACUGCCGGAAGACUCGUUUGCGAAUGUAGUGAAGCCGAAAACACAAACACACAACAAGAAUCUCUUCCCGCUCUACGAUGAGAUGUUUAUUAUACCCCUCACCCACGAGCAGCGUCGCGAAGCGGACGGUCUGAUGCAGUUCGUUAUCAAGGACAAGGACAUGUUCAGCGUCAGCAACACUUUCGUGGGAGAGGCGUAUCUUCACUUCAGCGAGGUGCCAGACACGCCCGCGCCUAUAUCGAGUCUGCCUCAGCAAUUAUUGCCACUUAGCAGGCCGAGUAACUUAGAUGGAGAGGCGAUCAAGGCACUAGAGACGCGACAAGGUGACAAGCAAGCACGAGAGUUCCUCAAGAAACUAAGACAGAAGAUGCCCAACAAACAGUCGAUGUUCUCGCUCGGUUGAAGACUCCAUGCUACUCUUCUGAUUUGAUCGGUGGAUAUUUGCAAGUGUGUUUUGGCUGUGUUAUGGUUUUUAACAAUACAUAGAAAAGGAGACGAAAUCUACAAAUGGAAGGUUAAGCUUGAUUUAAAUGAUAUUCUCGGUCGUUUUGAAUCAAGUAGGAAUAUGUUUAACAAGAUUUCAUUCUAGAGAAGAAUCAAAAUCGCAUGCAUUUCAAGGUAAAGUUAGGUAGACAUCAAAAGAAAUUGAAUCUUACUAUGCAUAUUCCUAGAAUGUGUACCGAUCAUUCUGUAUAAAUGUAAAAAGAGUUAAAAGUAAGGAUACCCUUUUUAAGCUUACGAUUUUACGUUUACUUUAUUAUUAUACACGUAUUGGAAUGUGUAAAAACAAUGUAAUUGUUUUGUAUGUAAGUACAAUGAAUGUGUUCGAGCUAAAAUUUUGCGAGGUGCUAUCCUAUUACAUAAUAUGUUUGCGGUACGUAUAUUGUAGAUUACAUUUCUAUGUAUCCUUGAGAUUAGAAGCGAGUAUUUUAAUAAUACUUGCCUUUGCAUUACUACUGCUUUUAUGUUAAUGUAAGUACUGUAACUUAGGCAAUACGAAUAGACUGAAAUAUUUUCUUCAUUGCAAUAAUUUACUAUGAGUUUUGUGCAAUUGUUGUGAAUGUGAGAAAACUUUACGAGAAUCUCGAAGCAAAUUUAACUGGUCAUAUCAUUGGGACAAUAAAAUUAAUAUUAGCUUGUAUUUAUUUGUACUAAUAACAAAUUAUUUAUGUAAAGAUCUCAGUACAGGCAAGAUGAACCCUAAAUUCAUUUAAUUGAGACUACAAAUUUGUUUUCGUAGUCAUUCAUAGAAUUUAUAUUAAUUACCAUAAGAAUUGUAUCGCGAAUCGUCUUAUAAUAAGUUAUUUCUAAUUUUAUCGAAAGUUUGAAAGUACAAGGCUAUGAUGACGUGACUGUGUUUAGUUUUAAAAUGGCCCCGACCCGUAUUCUGAAACUACUCUCAAAAUAAGGUUGAAUCAUAGAGUUAAACCUGGGAUUUAUUUCUAAAUACGGGCCUAGUCUGCAAGAUUAUGAUUCGUGUCUAGUUUAAUAGUUUUACACUCUAGUAGAUUUAUAAGGAAGCCGGUAGGACAUAAUCGGAAGUUGUACGUACAGUCAUGAAUAAUAAACAGCCAGGUAAUAUAAUAAUUUCACGCGCGAGAUUGAUGAAUUUACUACCUAGCUAGAUUUAAUUGCUAAUACUUUUAAUGAUUAAAUUAAAACAUCGUUUUACAUUCCUUGUUUUCAUGCUUGCUAUUAUUGAAAAGUCUUUAUCUCCACUUUAUAUACGUAGUUUUGGAUCCAUGUAAAUAGCGAAAUGUGUAUUUUUAUAUAAACAAUAUUGAAUAUUGCGUGAG
Messenger RNA from Ostrinia furnacalis (Asian corn borer), 6120 nucleotides. It is a transcript of the gene stac, whose product is annotated as C2 and C2B_Munc13-like domain-containing protein staccato. NCBI's taxonomy places the organism in Eukaryota, Metazoa, Arthropoda, Insecta, Lepidoptera, Crambidae. Bases 294 to 4727 code for a protein of 1477 amino acids. The record is from RefSeq and is a predicted model, not a curated record. Gene Ontology annotation, cellular component: secretory vesicle. The transcript is spliced from 19 exons.